Bombus terrestris (buff-tailed bumblebee) is the source of this 667-nucleotide messenger RNA. Its product is annotated as 3-hydroxyacyl-CoA dehydrogenase type-2. Lineage: Eukaryota; Metazoa; Arthropoda; Insecta; Hymenoptera; Apidae. Bases 99 to 521 code for a protein of 140 amino acids. The transcript has 2 exons. The record is from RefSeq and is a predicted model, not a curated record.
AUAUCUACGAUUUCAAGAACAAGAAGCCACAUUCUGCUAACCUUUAUAGACGCGUUUCCGAAACUAACGUGUGGAGUUUAGUUAACGUAACGCGCUUAAUGGUCGGCUUGAUGACGAAGAACAAACAAGAUUCAAAUCAGCAAAGAGGAGUCAUUAUAAAUCUUCCGAGCACGAUGGCUUACGAACCACCACCUGGUUUAGUUGCUUAUGACAUCACGAAAUCCGCGGUUUCCGGCAUGACGAUCCCUUUAGCUAGAGGACUCGCGUUGCAAAGAAUACGUGUUAUCACAAUUUGUCUUGGUUACAUAGACAGCCCCAUGACAGCUGCAGAAGAAAAAAAGGAAACAAGGCGGUGGAGCACCAUGAUAAGCGCAUUAAAACGCUGCGAAACCUACGAGGAAGUCGCUCAUUUGAUUCAAGCGUGCAUCAAAAAUCCAUUGAUCAAUGACGAGAAUAUACGUAUAGAUAUGGGCUACAGGUAUAAUCAAGGAAGAGAUUCACAAGGACAUUCAAAGUGUUGAAUCUAUGAAAACAUUCAAAGGGAAGCAAACAAAAGCAUAUGUAUUUACAUGCAGGAUAGUCGUGUAAAAUAAAUAUUUAUCUUUUGCAAUAAAUCCUUUUACAAAUAUAUACCCGACAUUAUCUAAUAUAAAAUAGUACUAAAUUG